AAGGGGCUUACUUUUUUUUUCCCAGCGGAAAUUCUGGAGCUGGCUGGAAAUGCAGCAAGGGACAACAAGAAGGGUCGAGUCACUCCUAGACACAUCCUGUUGGCUGUAGCAAAUGAUGAGGAAUUAAAUCAGCUAUUGAAAGGGGUCACCAUAGCCAGUGGUGGAGUGUUGCCCAAUAUUCACCCAGAGCUGUUGGCAAAGAAGCGGGGCUCAAAAGGAAAACUGGAAGCCAUCAUCACACCACCUCCAGCAAAGAAGGCAAAGUCUCCAUCACAGAAAAAAACUGUAUCAAAGAAAACAGGUGGAAAGAAAGGAGCAAGGAAAUCCAAGAAGAAGCAGGGAGAAGUGAGCAAAUCAGCCAGUGCUGACAGCACAACAGAGGGAACUCCUGCAGAUGGCUUCACAGUCCUGUCCACAAAAAGUCUGUUUCUUGGCCAGAAGGUAUGUUCAUGCAUUUUUAUAAAUGAAUACCUAUUUUUCUGUGCCGCUUAGGGAAUAGCCCCUCUCACCACUCCCUCCUCCCCAGAACAUCCAGGUACAAUUGACAUUUCUCCACUGCACGUGUGGAGGUGUACGAAAUUAGUUUAUGAACCAGAAAUUCUCUGAAACAACUUCUAGAACAUUUAAAAAAUACAUAAAUGAGUCUUCAUAAACCUACAUAAUUAAAUAUUCAAAUAGAAAGAAAGCCUGUGUGCUUGUAAUCUAUCAUGGCUUACCCACAGACAGCACAAUUGCUACAGCUAAGCUUUUGCCAGAGACAAAAUUACUGUAAGAAUAAAAUGGC
This is a messenger RNA of Meleagris gallopavo (turkey), 784 nucleotides long. NCBI's taxonomy places the organism in Eukaryota, Metazoa, Chordata, Aves, Galliformes, Phasianidae. The record is from RefSeq and is a predicted model, not a curated record.